Laccaria bicolor S238N-H82 is the source of this 1392-nucleotide messenger RNA. RefSeq lists its product as uncharacterized. The coding region runs from base 1 to 1392 and encodes 463 amino acids. The transcript is spliced from 11 exons. The record is from RefSeq and is a predicted model, not a curated record. NCBI's taxonomy places the organism in Eukaryota, Fungi, Basidiomycota, Agaricomycetes, Agaricales, Hydnangiaceae.
AUGUGGUUUAUUGGGGGAACAUGGCAGUCAUGCAAGGGGAAAACGACCCCUGACAUCAUAUCACAGGUGAUUUGGAACGUGUUUGAACAGAAUUUCCGCCACGAGAUCCACCAGCUCAACCAUCAUCUCUUGCCUGCUGCCUGGGCAUCAGUAUCUGAAGCCGGCUUGCGCAAGAACCUCAUUCGUCACAUUUUCCCUGAUGACAGCAACAGUGUUGUCAUCUCCACAGAUCCACCUUCUCACAUGGGCCUAGCGGCGGAUAAUUGGCAGGAUUGUGUGAAGUAUGUGGAAGCUUUACAACGAGUGGUAUUGGGUUGGCCAGGGGACACUUUGAGACAGUUGAAAGUGCAGUACAUGUCUGAAAAUAAGACAGUCAAUGGUUGGUUUUUGCCUUUCUUCCCUCCCCAUCUUUGUCCCUCGUCUAACGGCGCCAUGUUCAAACGGAAAGCGGUAAAAUCUCAUGAAGAGCUUCUCAGAAGCUUAGUGGCAGCAGGCACAUUCCAAACACGGAGAGUCUAUGGCACGGGAGACAUGACAUCUGAACCCUGGGCCAAUGUUUACACUCCCCAGGGCCAUUUUGUCCAGCAUAUAGAUUCCUCUCAAGAGGAUCAAACUGAUACUUUCAAGGCUUUGGCCACUGACAUAAUUGGUGAAGCUGAAGGGGUAAAACCAGGUAAAAAGGCAUGCCAAUUUCAGCGAUGGGAGGGGGAAAUCCUUCCUGCUCUUAUGCAACCUUAUAUUCAACUCCUGAGGGAGACUGACUCUCUGCGAAAUAUGUUAGAAGUUAGACAGGUGGCUGGUUGUAGUGGUUGUCAUGCCGGAAGAUCUUUAAAAGUUGCAUGUAUAUUUUUUGAAAGGAUUGAGACACUCACUCUGUGUACAUGCACAUCUCCAGCCCUGCAACUGCUUCAGCAGGUUGACCUGAAUAUGCUUGAGUUUGUCAAUGGCCUUUUUGUCAAUGCUGCACCAAAUACAACAGCUUGGUGUGAGACCUUGGAGUCAUUUCUUGGUAAUAGGAGGUACAAGCUAUCUACUCGAAAUAACUUGUGCCGGCGCUUUGGGGCUGCUAUGCAGUGGCUGCCAGUCACUGAUUCUUCAGAUGAUGAUGCAGAAAUGAUCAGCCCAGAUAGUGAAAAUGCUACUCCAGAGGCUGCAUCUGUUCCUGAGACAGAUAAUGAAGAUCAACCGAAUGCAUGCUUCAAGCAGAAAUCAAGAAAGGCUCAAGGCAAGGAACCACCUGCUCCUCCUGGUGAAAAGCAACAUUAUGCUCUUGUUCUUUUGGAGCGUCUCUUUGAUCACUUACCCUCUACUGCAUGUUGUUUCAUGCUUAUGGUCAUCAGUGGGCUUGCCAGCUUAUUUACAAUCCAAGAAAGUGUACUGGUUUUGGAUUAA